AUGGCGUCUGCACUACCGAGGUUACCCGUCUUCGAGGCGAUUUCGCGCCAUGACCCGAAUUCGAUCGCCGUGAUUCAUUCGAAUAGCGGACGCCAGUUUCGAUAUGGGGAGUUGUUAGGCGACGUGUGCAAGGUUCGAAACCGUCUAUAUGAGACCGCUGGGAGGGAUGACCUCGACGGCGAGCGUAUCGCGUUCCUGGUCGAAAACAGCUACGACUAUGUGGUCACGUUUCUGGCUAUCCUCGCGGCCAAGUCCAUAGCGGUACCGCUUUCCCCAGCUUUCCCAGCGCCGGAGGUACAAUAUAUCUUGAACCAUAGCGAAGCAAUUGUGCUUUUAUCAUCCGCAAAGUUCGCCUCGAAAGCGGAGGAAGUCUUGAGGACCGAAUUGGACGUUCAGCCCGCGUACCUACGUAUGAACAAGUUCGAAGGGCAGGGUGCCCACGAAAACGUCACAUUGGAUAAGUCCGACCCGGGUUCCGCAGGCAUGAUGCUCUAUACAUCUGGGACCACGAAUCGACCGAAAGGCGUCCUCCUCCCCCAGUCCGUCAUGACAGCACAAGCCAAAUCUUUACUACAGGCGUGGGAAUACUCACCCUCUGAUCACCUCCUCCACGUUCUGCCGUUGCACCACAUCCACGGCACCAUCAAUGCCAUCUUCACCCCGCUCUUUUCCGGCAGCACUAUCGAGUUCCUCUUCCCCUUCAACGCCGAUGCAGUAUGGCGCCGCUUGGCCGCUCCCUUCCUCACACCGGACCAGACCCCCAACGCGGACUUGACCCAGCAUCAACACCGCAAAAUUACCUUCCUCACCGCUGUCCCAACCAUCUACGCCCGGCUCCUCACUACCCACAAAGCCCUACCCCCAGACAUGCAAAGCGCCACGCGCACCGCCAUCUCGCCCGCUAACUUACGCCUCGCCAUCUCCGGUUCCGCCGCCCUUCCAACCCCGAUCAAGCGCGCCUGGUCCGAGCUGAGCGGCGGGAACGUACUACUUGAGCGUUUUGGCAUGACGGAAGUCGGGAUGGCGCUCAGCUGCGGGCUCGAUGUGGUCGACCGUGUAGACGGUUCCGUCGGCUGGCCACUUCCCGGCGUGGAGGCGCGUCUAGUCGAUGUCGACACACACCAAUUGAUCGAGCCCGGCCAGGAACGCGACGCUGACGGUCGCGAGCGCGUUGGCGAGAUCCAGCUGCGCGGGCCUACCAUCUUUACUGAGUACUGGCGCAAUCCGGAGGCGACAGUUAAAGAGUUUGUGGAGUCCAAGGACGGCCGGGGCCAGUGGUUCAAGACGGGCGACGUAGCAGUGCGCCGAGCCGUGGACGGCGCGGGGCGGAGCGUCCUGCCGAGCCAGAAGGACUGGGCGAGAGGGGACCUGUACUUCAUUCUAGGGCGCCGUAGCGCCGACAUCAUCAAGAGCGGGGGCGAAAAGGUUUCAGCAUUGGAGGUAGAGCGGGAAAUGCUCUCCUUACCGCAGGUUGCUGAGGUGGCCGUGCUGGCUGUACCCAGCGGGAAAUGGGGCCAAAAGGUCGGGGCGGUAGUGAUCCUCGACAAAGAACGCUUGCCUGACGGGAAGUGGUCGCCACUAGAGAUGCGCCGCGCCCUGAAGGGGAGGCUGGCGGGCUACAAGAUCCCUCAGGUACUAAGAGUGGUGGAUCACAUCCCGAGGAACGCAAUGGGCAAGAUCAACAAGAAAACACUGGUCAAGGAAAUAUUUAUCGACGACUUCAGCGGGGAUGAGCUGUAA
Molecule: messenger RNA, 1740 nt
Organism: Dichotomopilus funicola
Lineage: Eukaryota; Fungi; Ascomycota; Sordariomycetes; Sordariales; Chaetomiaceae
Exons: 3
Coding region: 1-1740 (579 amino acids)
Biological process (GO): fatty acid metabolic process
Molecular function (GO): medium-chain fatty acid-CoA ligase activity
Source: RefSeq, a predicted model, not a curated record